Pongo pygmaeus (Bornean orangutan) is the source of this 2157-nucleotide messenger RNA. It is a transcript of the gene SGCG, whose product is annotated as sarcoglycan gamma. NCBI's taxonomy places the organism in Eukaryota, Metazoa, Chordata, Mammalia, Primates, Hominidae. Gene Ontology annotation, biological process: cardiac muscle tissue development; heart contraction. The record is from RefSeq and is a predicted model, not a curated record. Bases 598 to 1527 code for a protein of 309 amino acids. Gene Ontology annotation, cellular component: sarcolemma; sarcoglycan complex. The transcript is spliced from 8 exons.
GGAAAAGUGGAGGGGCGGGGCAGUGGCUGGAGGAACCUCUGAAGCGACGCGGGGAACACGUGAAGGAGUGGUAUGUUGGAACUUGGAGGGGAGGAGGGAUGCUGAAGAGGCACAUGGUGACGGACAGGGAGGGACCCGGGAGGUGUGGAGUGGUGGGCCCGGCCUGUCGCGGGAAGGACACAGAGGAACAUAAGCUGCCCUGGAGAGGCACUUUCGGACAUCUGGAGGGGCGCACAGUGCUGGGACUUGGCGGCGCCUGGGGCGGAGGGGCGCGCCGGAUCCAGUCGGGCGCGCUUGGGGGCCGGGCGCAGUGGGAGUUGAUGGGUGUCCAGCCGGCGGCGCCCUGGGCUCGGCUAGGCGCAGGACGGCCCUGGCAACGGUGCAGCAGCCCAGGCUAGUUCCUGGGGGAUCCCUGGUCCCCGCCUCCCCGCGCGCCCCGGCCAGCACCGCCCGGAGUCCGGGCGGGGAAGUGGGCGCCCGCGGCUUGGGAAGCUUCUCCCCCGCCCUGGAGCAGAGUCGUCGCUGCGGUCGCUGAGGAAGGACGGAGCAGAGGCCCGCGCUGUCCGGGGAGAAGACUGUGGUGUCAUCCCGUCUGGAAUGAAGGGAAAUGCAGCGGCUGUUUGCGCCCCGGGACUCCAAGAAGUACAGCAGAUGGUGCGUGAGCAGUACACUACAGCCACAGAAGGCACCCGCAUAGAGAGGCCAGAGAAUCAGUAUGUCUACAAAAUUGGCAUUUAUGGCUGGAGAAAGCGCUGCCUCUACUUGUUUGUUCUUCUUUUACUCAUCAUCCUCGUUGUGAAUUUAGCUCUUACAAUUUGGAUUCUUAAAGUGAUGUGGUUUUCUCCAGCAGGAAUGGGCCACUUGCGUGUAACAAAUGAUGGACUGCGCUUGGAAGGGGAAUCAGAAUUUUUAUUCCCAUUGUAUGCCAAAGAAAUACACUCCAGAGUGGACUCAUCUCUGCUUCUACAAUCAACCCAGAAUGUGACUGUAAAUGCGCGCAACUCGGAAGGGGAUGUCACAGGCAGAUUAAAAGUCGGUCCUAAAAUGGUAGAAGUCCAGAGUCAACAGUUUCAGAUCAACUCCAACGACGGCAAGCCACUAUUUACUGUAGAUGAGAAGGAAGUUGUGGUUGGUACAGAUAAACUUCGAGUAACUGGGCCUGAAGGGGCUCUUUUUGAACAUUCAGUGGAGACACCCCUUGUCAGAGCCGACCCGUUUGAAGACCUUAGGUUAGAAUCCCCCACUCGGAGUCUAAGCAUGGAUGCCCCAAGGGGUGUGCAUAUUCAAGCUCACGCUGGGAAAAUCGAGGCGCUUUCUCAAAUGGAUAUUCUUUUUCAGAGUAGUGAUGGAAUGCUUGUGCUUGAUGCUGAAACUGUAUGCUUACCCAAGCUGGUGCAGGGGACGUGGGGUCCCUCUGGCAGCUCACAGAGCCUCUACGAAAUCUGUGUGUGUCCAGAUGGGAAGCUGUACCUGUCUGUGGCCGGUGUGAGCACCACAUGCCAGGAGCACAGCCACAUCUGCCUCUGAGCUGCCUGCAUCCUCUCGGUGAACUGUGCAGUGCCGGCCCCAGAUCCUCACACCCAGGGAGCAGCUGCACAUCGUGAAAGACUGAGGCAGCGUGGAUGGGAAGUAAACGCUUCCAGAGGAACUCAGAAAAAAUUACGUGCCAGUGAAAGUGUUUGGACAAAAACUACAUGAUCUCAAAAUGCACGUGGAUGUGAGACACAAAAGUUGACAAAAUGGAAAAGCAAUGUGUUUUUCCACUGGAUUAAUUUUCACCAGAACAAUUGCGAAUUCUCUCUGCCUCGCCUCCCCCUAUCUUGUCCGUGUGGGCACACACUGAGUGUUGAGUUGCUGUGUGGAGUUAACGUAUGACGCUCCACUGUGGAUAUCUAAUGCCCUGUUGAGAGUAGCCUUGCUCAAUACUAAAAUGCCCCAAAGUUCUAUACAGCAUUUCCUUUAUAGCAUUCAAACCUCACAUCCUCCCUUCAGUUUAAUGAAAGUAAGUCAGGUUUCACAAGAAAAUUUUCCAGUUUUGAAGGGAAUUUGAGGUUGAUCUGGUUUUCAAGAUGUAGUCAAAGGAAUAAAUCACACAAAAUUAAACUUUCUGUAUAUAGUCAAUAAGCAAUAAAAAUCAACCUCGUUUUUCAGAUUUCA